This is a messenger RNA of Drosophila grimshawi, 1259 nucleotides long. RefSeq names its product histone H3.v1. The coding region runs from base 23 to 1183 and encodes 386 amino acids. NCBI's taxonomy places the organism in Eukaryota, Metazoa, Arthropoda, Insecta, Diptera, Drosophilidae. The transcript has 4 exons. The record is from RefSeq and is a predicted model, not a curated record.
GGAAAUAAAAGGUGCAAUUAAAAUGUUUCCAAAUGUGCCACAUGUUGUUGGGGACGAUGACGAUUUGGGCCAGACUAACGACGAGCAAGAAUUGCUGAAUGCCAACUCGAAUUGUGAUCCCAACUCGCGGGACGACAUCGCAAAGACAUCCGACUCAGAAACAUCCGAUUCAUCGGAAUCGUCAAAUGAGGACCAAAAUGAAGCCGAGGGCAACAAUUCACAUUAUGAUACGACAGAGGAGCCGGUGGAGGAUGAGGAGGAACAGGUGGAAGAUCAGAAUGAGCAGGAAAAGCAGGAUGCAAAUGAUGGGGAGGGGAAUGAUGAGGAUGAAGAUGAGGGGGAGGAAGAGGAAGAGGAUUGGUCCAACCAUAUCUCUUAUAUAGAUCGCACUCCAGAAAGGGGUUUUGCGGAGGUUUCCUCAUCGAAAGAAGUCUUCGGCAUUCCUACGAAUUUCAUAGAGGAUUAUCCAACCGAAGAUGGGAGCGUAGAGUAUUUAAAAGAAGACGUGCAUCCCGAAAAUGCCUAUGCGCACUCCUUAAUUGAUGGUUUCAAGAAUAACGCGGACCUGGAGCCGAUGGAGGUCAAUACGAAUACCCCACCUAUUAAAAUAGACGACUUGGAGUCGUUGUCAAACCAACCAGUCGAGGUGCAGCCAAAUGGUGUGGAACUGCAGACGAGUGGGGAGGUGGAGUCAAAGGUCGAGGAGAAGAGUGUGCGCAAGCCGAAGACAAGCGGCAAAGCAGCGCAGUCAAGGGACACUGCAAAUCCCACCAUGGAGGAGUCAUCGGCGGAGUCGCGUCGCAAAUCGCUGCGUUCGGCAUGUCGUCCUGCGGCUCCAAUUGAAUCCCUGCCAGCAGCUAAGAAAAAGCGGUUGCGCAGACGUACCCUCAAGGCGAAGGACUUCUCGUUGCCGCCACCGACAACAACAGCAACCGCAUCUGGUGCUCAAUCUGCGGCGAAGCGUACCAGACGCGUACCAGUCGUCAACAGAUCCAUUAUGCAGGUGCAGAAGAAGUCAGGGAUGCAGCUGGUCCGACCCAUCGUGGUGACCGAUUACUUCACCCAAGUCUCGGCCACUUUGGUCAGCGAGCGGGUGAAUCUGUUGCCAUUUCUGCACCUGCGCGCACAGGUCGAUCGUCUGGUGGCCGAGGCGCUAGCAAAGUCCAAAAUACAACGCAAAUAGCGAGUCCAUAGUGAUCCAUAGAUCCAAAUUGUGUUCUAUAUAUUCUCAGUUAAAUAAAGUAUAAAAAGAAAUGCAA